This is a messenger RNA of Vigna unguiculata (cowpea), 1491 nucleotides long. The record is from RefSeq and is a predicted model, not a curated record. NCBI's taxonomy places the organism in Eukaryota, Viridiplantae, Streptophyta, Magnoliopsida, Fabales, Fabaceae.
AUGUCAUCGGGAGAUCCACCUCGACCACCCCCAGUUGACAAGGGGAAAGGUAUUGCAAAAACAAGAAAGAGACGUAAUAAUUAUGUGCUUCGGAUUCCAGUCAGACCCAUCACCCCUACCCCAGGCUUACAUAUGCCAUCUUUAUCUUCCCCACCUCCACCCAUAGGGUUACAUAACCCAACAUCUAUCCCAGCGAUUCAUAUGCCGUCCUCCUCUUCUCAACCUCCACCCAUAGGGUUGCACACCCCUGUUGUACCACCCUUCCAUAUACCAUCCUCAUCUUCCUCAGCUCCACACACUGGGUUACAUACCCCUUCCACAGACAUUAGAGCAUCCCCAUCACCUCAUAUUGUACCAUCCCCAGCCUCCAUUGGUGGCCCAUCUCCUGCCGUUGGUCAGCAGUCUGCACCAUCCCCAGUUGCAGGUGAUAUAGUUGCCCCACAGCCUAUGGUUGAUGCUGAUUUAGAUGCAGAACCUGACCCUCCUCUGCAGGACCGCCCAAUGAUUGAACCUGUCGGUCGAGGGUUUGUUCCAUCUAGAGUUGCUUCACAGGCUAUCACAAAGACAAUCAAGCAACAAUUUCUUAAUCCUUGGCCAUCAUGGGGAUCAAUACCUGAAAAAGACAAGGAAAUUUUCUGGCAACGUUUCAAGAGGAGAGUUCAGUGGGCACCAGAGCAUGAAAUUGCCAUUAAGAGAAAUUUCAACAAUAGAGCUUCCCAUCGUCUAUCUGAGCUGUUUAGAGAUGCUAGAACGGCUAGAGAAAGGCCAGAAUGGAUUCCUAAUGAUCAAAAAAAGAAUAGGGCUUCUAAAACAGGUGAGACCCUACACACAGGUGGAUCCAUUACCACUUACGAGCAUGCCCUUCGUAUGGCACGUGAGUUGGGAUGCCAUGUGUUUCUUGAUGAAGUCUUUCAGCAGACACAUAUCCGGAAGGGUAUUGGCGAGUAUGUGGAUGAGAGGUCUAGGAAGACAAAUGAAGAAUUUCAGACUAGGCUUUCUCAAGUUAGAUUUGAGGUUUCCUCAUGUGCUGAUGGAACACAAGAGCAGUCCUCUGUUGAUCCUACACAGGACGAGAAUAUCAGGACUAGGUGUUGGAUUGAGACAGUAGGAGGGAAAAAGAAAGGAAGACUUUAUGGGGCUGGUCAACUUGUUUCAAAAUAUACAGGUCCAAAUGAAAGCUUGAACCAAGUACCAGCUUCUUCCUCUUCUAAUACUGAGGACCUCACUAAUAUUAGGCAACAACUGUCACGCAGCCUAGAGGAAAAUGAGCAAUUGAGGUCUGAGUUUCGAUCCUUUCAGUCACUAGUCCUGCAAUAUCUCCCUCUUGAUGCUCAGGCUCGUCUUCAGCAGCCACAGCCACAACCACAACCACAACAGCCAAACCCUACUCAACCAAACUUUGAAAUCCCUCCACCCCAUUCUCAGCAACAAAAUAAUGAAGAAGACGAUAAUCUAAUUGAAGAAUCUUCUCCUGAUUAUGAAGAUUAUUAG